Harmonia axyridis is the source of this 6353-nucleotide messenger RNA. RefSeq names its product coiled-coil domain-containing protein CG32809. Gene Ontology annotation, cellular component: cytoplasm. The transcript is spliced from 23 exons. The coding region runs from base 235 to 2934 and encodes 899 amino acids. Lineage: Eukaryota; Metazoa; Arthropoda; Insecta; Coleoptera; Coccinellidae. The record is from RefSeq and is a predicted model, not a curated record.
UCUGGAUGGGUAUCGUCUUCUCCAUACGCGUUUUUCCUUGAAUUUUUCCGCAUUCUUUUGCAUUCCUGCUUGUCUACGGUGAUGUUCGCGGUUUACGUUGACUUGAGUGACUAUGAGAGGUGUUGAAGAUCUACGGCAAAUACUAGAUACGCAGAUCUGAAAAAGUGGUUACUGUGUGAUCUCGGAAAAUGGAUACUUCUUUACUAAUAGUCUGAGCUCUGACAUAUUCUGGCCAUGCUUAUAAGGUGGAAAAACAAGGAUAAGGACAAGGACAAAAGUGACAAGAAUUCCAACCAGAAGCAAGGUUCCGGUUCGAAGAAGAAACGGAAAAUAGGAAGAGAUGGAGAGGAAGAAUGGAAUUCUGAUGGCAAGUCUGGAAGAGGCUUCAGCAGUGAUGGAGGUCGUAGUGACAAUGAAGGUGAGGUGAGAGGAAGAACUCGAAGCAAUAGGAGGGACGAUCCUCGACGUCAUACCCUGGGAGGAGACCAGCAAUAUUUUGGGAUGGCGGUACAGGGUGGACCUCUAUCGAGGACAAUGGAUCUUGAGGGUCAACCUUGUGGAUAUGGAAAGUCCUCCAACGCAAUGCUGUUCGAUGAUGAUCCUGGAAUCAUGUCAGAGGUGGAGACGAGCUCAACUGGUUUCAGAAGGGGUGGUAAACAAAGAAGUUCCCUUCCAGUGGUACGAACGCCCAGCAAAACCUUAGAAAGACCAUUAGCUGAAUUACUUCAACAUCAUGAUCCACGAUAUCCAUGUCUUCUCAAUAUGCAGGGCCUGGUGUUCCUCCAAUAUCGGAACGAGACGAAAAGGGCGCUUCUACCCAAUGAAAUUACCUCUAUCGAUACGGUGAAGGCCUUGUUCGUCAGGUCCUUUCCCAAACAGCUAACAAUGGAAUAUUUAGAUUCGCCGAACGUUAAAAUCUACAUUCACGAUUCUUCCAAGGACAUGUUCUACGAGCUAGAGGAUUUACGAUCCCACUUACGCGAAAUACGUGAUCGGUCAGUGUUGAGGCUUUUCGAAUCUGCUGACGUGUCAGGGGGUCUACCCAUGGCAGGAAUCGGGAUAGCUGGUGGUGUUGGCCACUUUGAGGAUUCGAGUUACUUUUCGGAGCCCGAGUUCGACUCUGAGUAUCAGCAUCAACACAUCCAUAAGAGCAAGGGUAGCUCAAGCAAAGCACCUUAUUACAUGGGUUCAACGACAAGUUUACCUAGAGGUACUUCACUUCUUCGCACAUAUACACCAGGGUCUCUGCCAGCCGACCGUUUGAAACCUUUGCCAUCAGGUGCCCCCCCAAAACCUCAGCGUGCCUAUGCCAGUGGUCCAACACGUCCGUCUGAUGGUCAACUCAGACCUGCUGAUCGAUUCAAUCCCUUUCAAAGGCCUGCUAACCCACUUUAUACCGUUCCAGAUGGUUAUAUGUCAUCUCCAGAGAGAGGGUCUAGGUAUGAAGAUCCUUAUUAUAGCCAAUACGGAACACGAUCAGGAUCCAUUACACCAGUUAUAGAUGAGGAAGUGAGUGACACAGAACUUCUUGAAGAUUCGUAUUCUUUAUAUGGAGUUAAACUUCCACCGGGACCAGGUACUGCCAGACCACCGCAGAGGAUACCAUUUGUUUCACCAGCCGCCACACCUGCUUAUGAUGCCACUAGGAUACGAGUAGAAAAUAUGGAGAGACAGUUGGCCAACUUGACUGGACUGGUGCAAAAAGCACUAACACAACCAGCCACUCAUUUAACUGUUCCUGGAAGGGAUGGUUAUAGAGCAUCAGAUGAGUUCGAUAAAAGUUCCAGCGCUAGUUCGACAUCCUUACCAGAUGACACGUAUCUACGUACAGACAGCAAAGCACCCAAAUUGGGUAAAAGUGGCUGUCAUAAAUCGGUUUCUUUCGAAAAAUCGGUGUCUUUCAGUGAUGAGCCCCCAGACAUGAAUUCUCCGAUACAACACAGUCCUCAACAUGCAGCGGAUUCUAAGCCUACUAAGCCGGCAAUCAAAUCUUCAACUCUGCCACGGAUGUCUUCACAGGAUCGAGAUGCUAGAUUGAAACCGGCACCACCUCCAAAACCCUCUGCUCUUUCACCAGGUUACGAAAGUCGAAAUAUAUACAGGGAUCUGCAGCUUACGCCAGAGAUGUACAACCAGCUGCGUACGUUGCAGAAAAAAGCGAAAGAUUUGAGGGCUGAAGUUAGGAACUUGAGGAGGAUGUCCCAGGCCCAAGCACAUACUGUGCGGGAAACAAUUAGAGACACCUUCAUCAAGAUAAGGGCUAUGCUGAUGGCUGGUGGGGAUCAAAUGUGGCAGGCUGGAACAGACCAAGAAAGGAUACGAUUGUCCAGAGACGAAGAUUUGUACAAACAAGAAAUGUUGAGGCUUGAAAAGGACCUCACCGAGCUAGAAUCCACAGUUGAAGAGCUUAGAGGCAACGUGAUCAAUAGAAAAACGAGAGUCAACAUGUCUGAUGUAGAGAAUAUGGCACUCAUUUUGAGCAAAAGUUCUAAGACGGUGGCAGACCUUAAACUUAGGUUUCCCAAUCUUCAAGAUACCAUGAAGUCUUUCUUGAACUCCGAAAUGGAUAAAAUGGUUAGAGAAGAAACGUUUUUGAAGGAGGAGCCUGAACGUUUGGAGAGUGCACUACGUAGAUGUAAAAAAUUAACUGGUACAUUGGUAACUUUGAAAAGACUUGCAAGUGUUCAAGAACAAAGAUUGCCUGCGAAUCCCGCUGCUGAUGGUCGAUUAUCUCCCACAGCCUCAGAAACCCCUCCAAUCACCCCAAGUUCAGCCACACAGAGCAAGUACGACUGGAAGUGGAGCUCCAACUUCAAGGAGGCUAUUACCACUAACGACUCCCUUCCAGUUCACGCAUGGGGGCGAUCGGUUCAGGAGGAGACAGUGGCUCCGACUGUUCACAGCGUCCAGAGAACGCACUCGACGCUCUGCUAGACGAACUCCAGACCUUCUCAAAACCCCCAUCGAUGGUAAACACCCAAGACACAAAUCCCCCCGCCAUUCCCGCCAAAGGUAUCCCACCAAGCAGCCACCACCCGCACGUAUCUGAGAUAGGAAGAAAAGGUAGCAUGGAUUCUUCGACCUUACUCAGCAACCAGAAUCUCACAGUGAGCACAGCCACCGGCAGCUUGAGGCGUCUGCACUCCUACCCCAGCGGAUCAGACACAGAUAACAGUCCGCCCAUACAGCCAAUCCAACGGGACGUCUCAAAGAAUAAACCUCCUCUCCCGGAAAGAAACUCGGAUUUGAGUCAACAGAUCGCCGGAAAGAGGGUACCACCUCCACCUCCUCCAAGGACGAGUUCGAAGAGUCCUCUUAGUUCCCCAACGUCACCGAAUAUACCGCCCAGAUCGCCAGCUGCAGGUCUUCAGCACAUCCAGAAUGUCCAGAAUAUGGUGGAUAAGCCGUAUCAGUCGCAGUUUGAACAGGCUACGCAAAGCUUGGGUUUGUCCACGCUUCGGAGGAACGUCACCAGUCGAGGAAUAUUGAAGGAGAAGGCUCAAACUUUGCCUAGAAACAUUGGGUCGAACCUGCAAACCCUUCAGGUAUCGGAUAGUGAUGCCAUUUCUGCAAGUAACAGCAGUAGCUGCGAAAGUGUUAACUCCCAGGAUGGGUCCAAGAAGAGCAGAAAGGAGGAACUUGAACAACGUCAUCAGGAACUCCUGAAGAAGCAGAAGGCUCUGCAGGAGCAGUAUGCGAGGUUGCAGCAACUGCAAAGAGGCAACAAUACUGCAGUGGUACCGCCGCCACCUGAUCAACUCUUGAAGAAGACUGGAAGUGAAUCUAACUUGCUCCAGAAGAUGGGACUUCAACUAACUACUUCCCAGAUGACUGGAUCCCUCACGAACUUACCAAACACAAUGGCUAACGUUCCGAAUAAGAACUCUUCAACUAAUAACACGAAAAAUAGUGAGGAUGCGAAGUUGGAUAAUUGUAACACUACGAACAAGGUUUACGAAACAGAAAUACUGUGACCUAUUACGAUCAAUAGACAUUUUCGAAUUGUAUGUUAAACUCGUGGCACUUUCAACUCAUAUCACAAUUACAGAGUUUUGUUUCUGUGCUGAUUGAAUGUUAGAUGUAUUCGAUUUUUUGCACCAUAUAAAAGGGACAUAUGGCUAUGGUAUCACGUAAAUCUAAACCCCCAAAUGUUACGAUGUGUAUGGCAAAAAAAAUAUAUUCGGCACAUUUGCAUUCAACUGAACCUACGAAUAUUGUAGUUGUGCUAUCUUGGAGCAUUAAUUUCUUUUUAUCUUUCUCAUUUUGUUUGGAAGAACUGUUAUUUGAAAAGAUAAUAUGGAUUAAAAUCUGAUUGAACUAUAUGAUAAACACUCAUUGCCAUAUUACUAUUGCUUAUUUAUUAUUUUCUUCUGAAGGUAAGUUCGAUUAAAUAUAUCUAGCUUCUUACAUCUAAGAAGAAAUGAAGACUGAAAAAUCAAGUUCUAAUGAACAAUUUAAGGUACCAAUAUUGGAUAACAAAUACUGUACAAUUUAGUAAUACCGGUUUCAUUUUCACUUUUGUGCUAUAUACUGUACGAUUCAACUCUAAGUAGACAAAUUUCACCCAAGGAUUUAUUUUUCAUAAAAUAAAAAAAAACACUCUUUUAUUAACUACGGAACAGAUAUCAAGUUUGAAGAAAAAUAUAUAAUAACAAUUCAAUAUAUCUGUGAAUUACAGAAUAGCAGAAUACUAGUCUCCAGUUUAAUGAAGCAAUGUAAAAUACUUGGAGUAUUAAACAAAAAUAAACAAAUGGUCGAAAUAUGGAGAUUCCGAAGGCUAUAUAAAUGAUUCUUCAGUAUAUAUCAGCUUAUCCAUUAUUUCGUAUAUUUGUUGGGAGAUUCUCAUUGAAAAGUCACUUUACAUCUUACAAAAUUUUUGGGAAUUCAGCAAAAUGGUAGAGCGUUCUAAAAACUUUUUCACUCUGUUCAUAUGCAUGUAAUAUUUCUUCUCAACUAGAGCUUCCCUUAUCUACGCUACUCUUUUGAACCUUGUUUUAAUCUUUUUAUUCUACCAACAAAAUUUCAAGAAAGUGAUAAAAAAAUUAUUAUUUUCUCGAACUUGAUCUACGUUAUGAAAAGUUUUGUUGUAAUUAUACUUUUUUCUUAAAAGUAGAUACGAAAUCCUUUGGUGAAAUUUUUGGAGUCAAAAUUGAAUCACUCCUGUGAUGUUGAAUAAGUACCUACUUGUGAUUUAUAAAAGAUAAAUAUUUCCAUAACAGGAAUGAGGUAAACUUUAUCUGAAAAUAAAAUCCUUCGAAGCAGUUCAAAAACAUAUGUAAAUAUUCCGUUUAAAUACAUCCUCAAUUCUCUUAUUGUUUCAAUACUAACAUUUAUUGAUUAUAAUUAAUAAUUAUUUAUUGAAAAAUUAAUGCUCCUUGAACAAAUCAAUCUCGAUUAACCCAAUGGCAGUAUGCUUCAAAAAAACAAUCUGAUUGGUUAUCGAAAAAAAUUGUAAUUAAUAUUUCCCAAAAAUUUUUCGAAUGAGAGAAUGUUAUUACUUAUAUCUGUGUCAUCAAUUCUUUAAACUAGGUGCAAUUCGUUAGCACAAAAAAUCGCGCACUACUCAACUAUUAGAUACCUUAUUUGAAUCACGUUCACAAUGUUAUAUUGUUAAUGUUUUAUACUAAAAUUUUGUGAACAAUUGUUAAUUUUUUUUAUUGAUGAGAAUUUUUCGUUCAGAUCGUUUAGAGGCUCCGAAUGAACAAUUUAUGAAUGCAAAACAAAUUGUAAACAGUAAAUAAACUAGUUGAAAAAUUCAGUCCAUGGAAGAAUUCGAGAGUGUAGUGAAGAGAAACUAUUCAACUUAAGCCACUAGUACCUAUUGUCCGAUUCUAUGAAACCUCUAACUAUUAUUUGCUUUAAAUGAAUGAUAAAUGUGUUCGUUUUAGCCUCCAAGUUUUUUAAAUAAAUUUAUAGAUGUUUCACUACGGCCUGUUAUUGCUUGAAGGUAUACAUAUAUCGAAAAUUUCUUCUUUAUAUUAAUUCCAUUUUCUCAAAUUCUAAUUCGAUAUAUCUACUAUCUCAAAAUUUUAACUUUUUUCAAUCAUUGUUUUGAAAUUUUUUCAUUUGCACAUAACUAGAUAUCCUUUCAUUGUAAUCAUCUUCAAAUUUUUAUAUAUCAAAUUACAGAAACUGCAGGGAAACAUCUAGAUGCCAUCUCUCUGCUAGAAUUCAUAUGCUCAAUAUAUUGAAUAAAAAUGGAAAAACACUGAAACUGAAUUGCAUUGAAAUGAUGAAUAUAGAUAGGUUUAUAUUUAUCGAAUAGGUUAUUGAUGUAAAUAACAUUUAAAAUGGUGGCUGCUAUUUAUUAGGUGCCAAUGUAAUAUUAUCGACUAAUAAAUAUCGAAAGAACA